Molecule: messenger RNA, 4241 nt
Organism: Talaromyces proteolyticus
Lineage: Eukaryota; Fungi; Ascomycota; Eurotiomycetes; Eurotiales; Trichocomaceae
Product: putative MATH and UCH domain protein
Exons: 3
Coding region: 121-4056 (1311 amino acids)
Biological process (GO): protein deubiquitination
Molecular function (GO): cysteine-type deubiquitinase activity; protein binding
Source: RefSeq, a predicted model, not a curated record
GGUAGAGAGCCGUGUUCGCAUGCGCUGGCUGCUGCUGUGUGCCAUUUAGUUGCUAGCGGAAGCAAUCGCUCGACUUGUUGAAGCCUGUGAUCGAUUGUUUUCUCGUUUGAAUACCCAACCAUGGACAGUGUUGUCGCCCUCCCUGCACCUGAUACUCCCGCCGUCGCCCAAGAACUUACUGAAACCAACGGCCCAGACGGACCGUCCAGCAGCGAGAACGCGCUUGCUGCAGACAUGGACACCACCGACGACACUGCGCAGUCGACUGACCCUUCACAACCAGAGACGCCAGCACCAACUACCUUAGAGCCUGAGACUUCCCUCCAAAACAACGGGGAAGAAGCCGUGGCUGCCACCGAUGCUCCUACCGAUGCUCCUACCGCGGCAGAAGAAGCAGAAGAAUCAACCUCCGCACAGAAUCAAGACGCUCCGUCUGAUCCAGCCCCAGAGGCCACGGAGCAGCCUCCGCCACCGCCUCCCGAGGAGGACCCUGCCACCUGGGCAGACAUCGAGGAAGACACAUCCGCUCCUGAUGAAGAGGAGCUGAAGGAAAUCGAGGCUGGACGGGGUGAUUACAGUGCUCUCGAGUAUGAUUACUGGGAGAAAUCCUUUUACAGUGAUGUUGACGAUCCAGAAUACCAUGCAGCUGAAAAGGCUCGCUUGGCGUGGAAGAUCAAGGGUGUACGAGGCACCAAAGAGAAUCCCAACAGGGCCAAGGUCAUAUGUUCACCCCCUGCGUUCGUCGGAGGCUACUGGUGGACAAUCAAGUUUUUCCCCCGAGGGAAUGGCGUGAAUCAUUUGAGUAUCUACAUAGAAUGUUCGAAGGAAAUCCCCAAACCGGAUAACAAGAUGCCCGAAACCGAGUUUACAGUCCGCACUGGCGCUGCGGACGAGUACAUCCACAACAACCAACCACAAAUGGACAUCCAAAUCCCAGCUCUAGCCAAUACAAACGAGUGGUUUGAAAAUUACAAAAAGUGCUAUGCCUACACAGGCGCCAAUUGUGGGGCGUCGGAAUCCUCCGAUGAGAACAAGGAAGUCUGGCGAGUCUCAGCACAGAUCGGUGUCAUUUUGUACAACCCCAAAGAGCCCCGGACGGGCUGGAUGCAGUCCUCCUGUCACCAAUUCAACCCUCAUAAUGUGGACUGGGGCUGGACCAGCUUUCAUGGCCCCUGGGAUGAGAUCCAUAUUCGCCAGAAAGGCCAACGUCAGGCUCUGCUACGUGACGACACGUUAGCAUUUGACGCUUACAUUCGCGUCUUCGAUGACCCGACAAAGUCCCUCUGGUGGCAUGUCAGCGACUCGGAACCAGUUUGGGACAGUCUCUCCUUGACUGGCUAUCGAUCCAUGGGUGACACCGUCAUCAACCACAGCGCUGAGGUUGCUGGCCUCGCGGCGUGGAUUCACCUCGCCCCGUUUAGGAAGAUCAUCCAAAGCAUUGACGUUCAUGAGCAUCGACGUAACUCCAAUGUUAAGCCUCGCCCAUUCUGUGAGGCCCUGCAAGAAUUCUUGUGGCGUUUGGGUAGCCGGAGUGAUUCGGUACAAUGCGUCGACACCGACAAAGUAACAUCAACUCUGCGCAACUUGCAGGAGUUUUCUAGCGAUGUUAUAGAAUUUUGGGAGCGAGUGCGCCGCACACUUGAAUUGGAGCUCGAAGGUACCAGUGCCGCUGAAGAGCUGGCCCGCAUUUUCGACAGCCCACCUGUCUCUGCGAGUGAUCCGUCUGGAUCUAACGUGACCCGUACUCUUACACCAUCGCUCAUUUCCAGCAUCCGAAUCCCAGUCGAUAAGGAGAAGACCGUUGAAGGGGCCAUCACGCGGUACUUUGAAGAUCAGUCUGGAAAAUGGUGUCGGUGGUCGUUGCCUCCAGUGCUGCAUGUCGACUUCAACCGCCAACGUUUCGAUCACUCUUCUCGUCAGUGGAAGCUUUUGUAUAACAGGGUUAAUCUAGAUGAGACACUCGAUCUUUCCCAAUACACUGCCACCAACCAGUCCGGCGAAUACGAUCUCUAUGGGUUUAUCAUUCAUCGUGGCCGCCGUACAUCUGGAAAGUUCUUUAGCAUCUUGCGUCCUGGAGGUCCAAGUUCUAAAUGGCUUGCUUUUGACGAUGGCAGCCAUAACCGUGUUGAAUGCCUCACCCGAAAGGCAGCUUUAGAAGCACACGUUGGUCUUGAGGACAGCAAAUUGAAGGAUGCCAAUGAUAAGACAGGGCACGAUUUCGUUGUUGCGGCUUUGUAUGUCCGUCAUGAUGUUGUCGAUCAAUACCUUCCCGGCCCUCUUGAAAAAUGGGAGGUUGAACAGCCUCUACGCACCUAUUUCGAAACUGGGUCUUACCCAACUCCAGAUGAGUCGCCCGCGACCGAGCCCAAGCUAGAGCCUACCGUUCAGGUUGAGGUUUACGGUUUACCUAGUCUGAAUGAGAAUCUAGGAAGCAUUUUCGACACAUAUGAUUUGAUGGCCGAGGCCAAGCGUGCCAACAAUGCCAUGUACUUGACUUUACCCAAAAGCACUUCCCUGGUUGAUCUUCGCAAGAAGAUUGCUUUCUCAAAGUCAAAUGCAUCUGAGCAGAUCAACAACGAUCAGGUACGCCUGUGGAAGAUAGGACACACGAACAGAAUGGCCUUCGCCACUCUCCUCUUCGACCGCCAGGAAGAUCUCACCCAGCCACUGUCCCUACAAGAAUCGGGUGUGAUCCGUUUCUGGACUCAUAUACUUUCCGAGGAAGAAGCCAAAUCUUUCGGCAUACCAGAUCCAACACCCGUUAUAAAGGUUGUUGAAGACAAGCCUGAAGGCACCGUCGAGGUCCGUGAUGCCCCUGACUCAGAUGAGGAUCGGGCAGUUGCCGAAGGCUCUGGAACCACUGGGAACAACAACACACAGUCUCAGCCAGAUGUAAAUACUGCUACGCCUGCACCUCAAGUAGCUGAAGCUCUACCUAACGCUGAGGAGAAUCCCAUAGUGGAUGUGGCUAUGACGGAAGACGCCGCGAACGAAGCUGCUAUCGCUGCUGCGGUAGCCAGUGACCUUGAUCAGAUGGAUGUAGAAGCUACUACAAGCGCUGGGCAAGCAUCAGAAGAGAUCGAAAACCAGCAGGCACAAGACACGGUCAUGGAAGACUCGCCUCCACCGGAGUCUCAAGACUCUGGCUCUCAAUCCACCACUGAUACAUCCGGUGAAGCUUCAUCUGAGACCACCACACCUGCAGUUGUACUGCCUUCUCCCCAUUUGUACUACUUUAUCCAAAUAUUCGACAUUGAGAAGCAAGUCCUCAAGCCCGCUGGUGUAUAUAUUUCGCCCCUUGGUGUUAAUAUCAAGUCCGAAAUCCGUAGUCACCUUGGCUGGGAGGACAGCAAGGAUUUCCUGAUGUGGUCUCGCUUCGACGGUACAUCCAUCACAGCUCUAUCGCCCGGUGAAACCUUUUCGCACUCGCUCGGCGAUGGACAUUGCUUCAUUGUCGGCGAGAGGGUCAGCAAGGACCAACGCUCGAAACUUGGUGCCGCAGGUCUCUUUACGAACCCGGACCGCCUCAUUCAGUAUAUCUGGGCGUCUUCCCGCAGCCACCCAACCCGAGCCUUCACCGGCACCAAGACGAUUGAUGCAACCUUUAACGGUGAUUACUACAGCGGAGAAUUUAACAAGGGCUACUAUCACGGUAAAGGUACGCACAUUGCCGACAAUGGGACGACAUACACAGGCGACUUCACCUUUGGCCAGCGUAAUGGACAGGGCAAGAUGGAGUAUCCCUCCGGAGACACAUACGAUGGCGACUGGCUAGAAGACCAACGCCACGGGCAGGGAACAUUUAUCGAACGCAAAACCGGAAACAAAUACGUUGGUGGAUACAAAGACGGCAAGCGCCACGGUAAGGGAAUCAGCUAUUGGGAAGUGGCCGACGAAGAAAUGGAUCUCUGCCAGAUUUGUUACAGCGAGGAGCAAGACGCCCUCUUCUACGACUGCGGACAUGUCUGUGCUUGUGUGACUUGCGCACGCGAAGUUGAAAUCUGCCCGAUUUGCCGAAAGAGUGUUAUCAGGGUUGUCAAGAUAUACAAGAUGUAGACAGGCUUGUUUGGGUGAAUUUUCGGAAAAUAGACUACUAUGGCGUGCAUAUAUUUUGUUUUCAUCUUUCUUUUGAAUACCCAAAUUGCGUGGACAGGACUGCUCGUGCCAGCAGCAAGUACAGAACAGAACAGCAGGAGUUAGGAUUAUUGUCAGAUUAGACCGAAUUCAAUCGUUUGAUUUUC